This is a messenger RNA of Durusdinium trenchii, 1728 nucleotides long. NCBI's taxonomy places the organism in Eukaryota, Dinophyceae, Suessiales, Symbiodiniaceae. The record is from the annotation of a GenBank genome assembly.
AUGCCAAGGGCUGUUGCGGUCAUCCUCUUGGGUCAGAUCUUCACGCUAGUUUCUGGGCACGGCCCUGCCAAGUCUUGGAAGACAUUGGGCACUCCCGGGUGGAAGACCUUGAGGCGCUUUCUCCGCCAGCGAGGUGGGGUGUGGAGCUCGGCGCUGGAGAGCGGCCCCAGCGAGGGGCAAAGCCGGGGAAGCACGUGCGUGGCACGAAGAGCCAUCCCAAGUGGUGAGUUACUCUUUGAGAUCCCCAUCGAUGUUGCCCUGUGGCGUGGUACAGCCACUGUGGGUAGAUCAUCUUGGCAACACUUCUCUGCGCUCACACAGACUGAAGAGCUGAUACUUUUCCUGGCCAUGUUGAUGAAGUCCAAUCGUCAGCUCGGUGAUUCACCCUUGGCGACCUACGCAGCUCUAUUGACCCAGGAACCGCCUCCCUCCUCGGUUCUUUGGGACCUGGAGGAACUCGGCUGGUUGAGCGGAACCGAAGCCGGUACCAUGACGGAACACUUCCUGCGGCGGCUCGCGCGGAUUCAUGCGGCUGCUCCCCUUCUGGUGGAAUAUUCGGACCUCAAGGUGGCCUUUGCCCAGUACUACGCCAGGCACCUCAAGCUGCCCCUCGGAGCCGAGCAAGCAGAGCCAAUCAUGCUGCCUGGCAUCGACUCAUGUCGACAUCGUGAAGGGUCUGCAAAAGCGGUCUUUCUACCGGAGCGACGAGUCGUUCAACUCCGAUCCUCCACUCCGCUGAAACCUGGAGACGAACUCUUUGUCGAUGCCGGCGUCGAGGACACCACCGAUCUGCUGCUGAAAGGCGAUGAGAGGGUCGACCUGAAAGGAUUCGCCCUGAGGGCUGGGGAACUGUUAGCAGUGCCACUGGAAGAGAACGGUAACCAUCAGCAAAAGCGUCUUUUGCUUCAGCAGCUGGCUUGGCCCAGGGAGGUGCGCCUGCGCAGUGACGAAGUGGAGGACCUCCAGAGUUUGCGCUUGGCUUCUAUGCCUGAUGAGGAGUUCACAGCUUGGUCUGUUGGGGCCUUGGUGGGCGGCGCUCCCUUGGCGGUGUCCCGGGCCUUCCGCACGGAGCUGCGCGCGUCCAAGUGGCUGUUCACCAUGUGCGGAGCUCGAGAAGAAGCCGCCAGGUGGACUCCCGAUGGUCUCGAGCAAGCCGUGUCCAAUCAAGCAAGCCGUGCCAGGAUUGCAUCAAGAUACCGCCAGACGCUUGCAGAGGUGUACCAGAAGUGUCGCUCGCGAGCUGGACAGAAGCUGGAGAAGCUCCAAUCGUGGGCAAUGAAGCAGCAUUCCUGGGUGUUUGAUUACAUUCGCGAGGCUGUACAAAACACGCAAAAGCAAAGUGCGGUGCCUCCUGAAGCCUGGCAAGCACAAGUGGCGCACGUCACUCAGCUGGUUGCAGCCCCGAUGAAGCUAAGUUUGCCAACCCUGCAGGACAAGAGCCAGAUAUAUGAAGUGGAGACCAUCGUGGCACUGGUGAAUUCCAAGGUGCAGGACUUCAUACCCUACUUCGAGCAAUUGCUGCAGGCGUCCUCGAGCAAUUUUCACCUUGACCGUGUCACAAGGCUGGCACUGGCCAUGGCUCGCUUGAAAGGUGUAGCUUGCGGAGCUGACCUCACAGAUUUUCAGUGGAUCAACCAACUUCGAGGGAAGAAAGAUGUCCUUGGAACCUUCAAGUACCUCCUUCCUGAAAUGGAAAAGCUCCACAAGGAGUUCCAGAGACAGCCGUGA